GCUCGGUACCGGCGCAUACCGGUCAGUGUCGAUCGCACGCCGUCGUAACCGCCGCCACCGCGUGACUUUUCUGGAAUUUCGCCGCGACGUUCGGUACCGCUAUUUCUCUUUUAUUUAUGCGCCGCUCGAAACGCGUCAUCGCCGGGUACGCGCACACGAUAAGGGUAGUACUGUUAUGAUAUUUGUUCGAUGAUUCGAAUCAAUAUCAAUAUACGUACACCGGACCGGAUCUAUAUAUGCCUAAUAUAAAUCGACCCCGCUGUUUGAAAUAAUAAUAAUGUAUUGGCACAUGGUGUCCGCUCUUAAAUCGUGUGUGCGCUACGGAUUAUUCGACUGAAGAAAAUAAUCUGAUGACAUGUAAUAUUAUAUUGCACUUAUAUUAAACCAUAUGACAUCAAAUGUCUUACAAGUGUACAACAACUGCGGUGAUAUAAUAUAACAAAGGCGAUAAUAUUUAUAGGUGUACCCGUUCACAUACACGGGUAGUAUAGGUGUGUAGUAAGUUUAGGCAUUUAAUAUUAUGCCCAUAUAGAUCCGUAUAUAUUAUAUAUAUACGCGCGACGAGUGCGCAAACGACCAGUAUCGAAACUGCAAUAUUAUUAUUGUGAUAAAUUCAAUAUAACAUCGUACUUAUAGUUACCUAUACAUACAUUACGACGCAUUUAUAAAUACAAUACCUAUAUAAUAUUAUAUCAGUGAAUUAUGCGGCGGCCACCGCCACCGCCGCCGCUACCGUCGUCGGCGAUUGCUACGGCUGUGACUCCGACUGCGGCGACGAUCGCAACCUGCAGCAUUUGAACACUGCGACCGCGACGACGAUGGUCACGUGAUUAGGAUGCCGCGGCCGUGCAGAGAGACGUAUGGCGACCAAAAGCCGCCGUACAGUUACAUAUCGCUGACGGCCAUGGCCAUAUGGAGCGCUCCCGAGAAGAAGCUACCGCUGUCCGACAUCUACAAGUUCAUCAGCGACCGGUUCCCCUAUUACCGGAAGAACACCCAAAGGUGGCAGAACUCGUUGAGGCACAAUCUGUCAUUCAACGACUGUUUCAUGAAAAUUCCCCGGCGACCGAACCAGCCGGGUAAAGGGGCGUACUGGACUUUGCACCCGCACGCCCUAGACAUGUUCGAGAACGGAUCUUUUCUGCGGCGCCGCAAGAGGUUCAAAUUGCCGGCCGCCGACAGGGCGUUGUUGGAGGCUACUUUCGGCAGGCCUUCGUCGUCAUCCGCCGCCGCCGCUGACUUUGAUACCGAUUCGCCGCCCCUGCGCCCAUUGCCAGUCGGGCUUCAGAUGCCCCUGCCACUUCCGCCCUACCGGAACAAUAAUAUUGUUAUGUCAGCGGACGGAGCGACGUCGCCGAUAGGCACCGAACAGUCGUUGUCACCGCCGUCGAUCCACACCGCCAUCGGCGGCACCACCGCGGCCGUCGCGACCGCCACAUCAAUGGCCAACCACUUGCAGCGGCAGCACAAACCCAAACCAUUCACCAUCGAGAGCAUCAUCGCCCCGGGCGGUGCUUGUAGACGUCACUCGUCCGACGACGACCAUCAUCACCACGACCGAGACGACGGCGACGAUGACGCCGGGCCACCAGAUGUCCCACGGUCGUCGUCACCGCCUUCGCCACCGCCGCCGUCGCGGACCGAAAGGCCUCAUCGCCGGUAUCCGCCGCCGGUGAGUCUGCUACCGGGACAACCGCAUCACCUAGCCGACCAUCACCAGCAGCAGUUCCUCCACAAUGCCCACCAUCACCAUAAUGGUGGCGCCAGCAACGGAUACGCGGAGUUGUACGCGUACCUUAUCCAACAGCAGUCGUUCGCCGUGGCCACUGCGGCCGCCGCCGCCGCGUCCAGCAUAUUCCCCGGGCCGUCAGCCCCACUGCCGCCGUUCCACUACAUGCCGCACCAUCAUGUCACCACCGCCGCCACCACUGUCUUGCCACCGUUCCCGCAGCUGGCCAACUUUACAAACCUACACGACUGCGGUACGGCAAGUGUUUGGAAACAAUGGUUGGACCGUUAAAUUUUGCGAAGAGGAGACGAGACGAGGCAUAAAACUUCUUUUCCGCGUUGUAAAACUGUUUCAUAUAGACUUUUAAAUGGUAUAUAUAAUAUAUUUCUAUGUACAUAUACAUACUGUUGUAUAUUUUAUUAUAGCAUUUCAAUAUUAAAGCAAAUGUACAAAAUAAAACAAAAUUAUAGACGAAAACCUUUUAUGAUAAUCAGUGUUUAUAGAAAACAAUAAUAAUAUAUCGUAGCUUUAAUAAAACAUUAUGAUGUAUAACUUACUAUAGUGUCUAGAACCUACCUAAACUGUAUGUCUGUAUAUUAUAAUGGUAUUGUAUUUUAUAAAUUAACGCUGUCCGUAGUGUUUCGAUGACGGUGUAGAUAACUUUGCCAGUUGUUAUAUUAAGUCUAAAAACUAUUUACGAAAUAUUCGAAUGUAAUUAUAAUAUUUUAUAUUAUGUUUUUGCUUCUAUUAUAAACAAAAUAAAAACAGAAAUAAAAAGACAUA
Myzus persicae (green peach aphid) is the source of this 2512-nucleotide messenger RNA. Its product is annotated as fork head domain-containing protein FD4-like. Gene Ontology annotation, biological process: anatomical structure morphogenesis; regulation of transcription by RNA polymerase II; cell differentiation. The transcript has 3 exons. Lineage: Eukaryota; Metazoa; Arthropoda; Insecta; Hemiptera; Aphididae. The record is from RefSeq and is a predicted model, not a curated record. Bases 836 to 2020 code for a protein of 394 amino acids. Gene Ontology annotation, molecular function: RNA polymerase II cis-regulatory region sequence-specific DNA binding; DNA-binding transcription factor activity, RNA polymerase II-specific.